CAAAAGCACGGCAUGACAAGGAGUUCGGACUCAAGACGAUCCCCGAUGCUCUCCUCACCUCCGACCUCGGCGGGGAAGCUCCGACGGUCCCCUGUGACCGGGUCAGGGGUCAGGUCUGGACCAAUGAGGGCAGUGCACAACAUCACUGCUGAUCUCCCAUCAGACAACCGACCAAGACAACGACCUUCAACGUCUUCUUCUGUUUCCACCUCUCCACAUUCCACCCCAUCCCCCCCUCCGUCCGCCAGGACCCCCCCUGCCCGACCGUCGCUCCCUUCAAGACCGGGGCUCUCCACACCCCCUCAAGUUCCUGGGAGGCCAUCUGUAAGGAGGCCGUUGAGUCCGUCAUCCGCUCCCCGGCUCCUCAGGUACCACGUGGUGGAGACACCAGGCGUUCUGCCAACACUUCCGUCACCGCCAUCUUCCGCCAAACCCGCUGGCGCGAGAAACCCGAGACUCCGCAAGGUCGUAGUAACAAAGGACGGAGGGAACAGUUAGGGGUGGUCGGAAAGGAUGGACAGAGCGAGUGAUUAACAAUAGGAAGGAGGAAAGGCGGUGUUAUGGUGUAAUAUUGCAGUGCACGCAGCUUACUGAACAUUUGAACAUGGAGGCAACGCACGUGUGGAAUCUACCUGCAAUUCUUGUGGAUCCAGCCAGAAUUCCAGCUUGAAUUUCCUUUAUAGGGAAGUGCUGGAAGAAGACGCUAGGAAUUUGUGCUGUCGCGUCGUACUGCGGGCCCUGUACUCUUCUAGCUGCAAGAAACCCAAGUUGGUUGAGCGCUAAGGUGGCUGUUAUGUAACACUGGCACAGUUGACCCCAAUACAACUGUUACCCUGAUUGCUCAGUUGUGGCCAUGAGAACAAAGCUUAAGCCUAUGAAGGAACGAUUGUGCUGUUACACUGUAUAGGAGCUGUUUGGAUUGUGAGGACGUUAGCUGUUUGGUUGUUGGCACUCGUGUGUAUUAUAGUGGAAAUAGCGCGAUUUGCACUGUACAUAGUUUGAUAUGAAAGACUGUACAUGGUAUUUUGAAAUGUGUAAAGAUGUGUUCUUUGAACGUUUGUAAUAUUUUUAGUCUAUGGCUGCAAAAAUAGCAAACGUAUCUGCAGUAGUACUGAAUUCUGUCCUGAUACUGAACAAGUGAACAUUCAUGGCAUCUUCUCAGCAUUAUUUUUAAAAGAUUACACACAAUUGUACAAAUACUUGACAGCCAUACAUGUAUAUCAGAUGUCUUUGUCAAGAAUUUGCAAUAUUGUUGCCAACAUGUUUAAAAUUUAAUCAAAGAUGCUACAAAGCAUCUUUCUUUGCUGCUAUGCUACAAAGAAGAACAAGCAACAAUCUGAAAAUAACAAAUAGAGACUAUUUGGUAGGUAUGAAAUGGAUUUUUGAGAACCAGCAUUCCAGAAAGUGAGUUAUUAAAGGAAUUCUGUGUGAUGUA
This is a messenger RNA of Branchiostoma floridae (Florida lancelet), 1435 nucleotides long. Its product is annotated as vegetative cell wall protein gp1-like. Bases 13 to 498 code for a protein of 161 amino acids. Lineage: Eukaryota; Metazoa; Chordata; Leptocardii; Amphioxiformes; Branchiostomatidae. The record is from RefSeq and is a predicted model, not a curated record. The transcript has 3 exons.